Lachancea lanzarotensis is the source of this 900-nucleotide messenger RNA. NCBI's taxonomy places the organism in Eukaryota, Fungi, Ascomycota, Saccharomycetes, Saccharomycetales, Saccharomycetaceae. The record is from the annotation of a RefSeq genome assembly.
AUGGUUUCUAAGACUACGGUCAGAGCUGUUUUGCCAGUUCUUAUCGCCUCAGGCAUUGUGAGUGGCCAGAGUGUUGCAAACAGUGACGCUACCACCACCUACACCUCAACCAUUUUGGUUUAUACAACACAGGCGAGCUCGGGCCAAGCAAAGCCAGUGGCUUACGCACAGUCGAUCUCUCUUAAUGACGCAAGCACGGAAAACUCGGCCACUGUGAACUCUGUUCAUUCAAUCAGCUCGGCGUCUGUUGCUUCAGUUUCUGCAGAACAGGCUUCUUUGGCCUCGAUUUCGUCCGCCAGUGCUGCCAGUGCUUCGUUCGCCUUUGUGGCUUCGGAAUCCCAGAUCUCAGCGUCUCAGAUUUUGAUGUUGCAAGCUUCUGUUUCGCUGUCUUCCGCAGCUCAGGCUUCCGCAUCUCAGGCUUCUGCAUCUCAGGCUUCUGCAUCUCAGGCUUCUGCAUCUCAGGCUUCUGCGUCCCAGGCAUCUAUGUCGCAAGCGUCUAUGUCGCAAGCGUCUAUGUCGCAAGCGUCUGCAUCCCUGGCCUCAGUUUCUCAAGCCUCUGCUUUCGAAGUAUAUGCUUCUCGAGCAUCAGCCUCUCUGGCGUUUACUACAGCAGGAGCUAAUUUUCCGACUUCGCAAAAAACCGGCCAACGCGUUGAAGCUUCUGUUUCUGGUAACAGUACCAUUUCGCAAAGUUCAUCUUCCUCCAUGCCUAUUUCUUCCACUUCUACUGUCAAAACUUCAUCUGCAGCUCAAAGUUCUUCAUCUGAAGCUCAGAUUACAUCCUCAUCAGUAUCUCGAAACUCUUCUAGCACUGCUUCGAGCCACGGUGCAGGCGCUCUUUUAACGUCCAACGGUCUUCUACUGGGCGCCGCUGCAGGUGCUGUACUUGGACUUCUUUGA